CAAAGCAAGAAUGCGGUCUAAUGCAGCUAGUUAUCAAAAAGAUAAUUAUAAGAUUGAAUAUAGACAACCAGAAUGGAAAAAACGAUUUGUACCGUCUAAAAUACCAAGAUAUUUACCGGGUCAAGUGAAAAAAGUUGUUCUUCUGAAGGAUUUAAAAUUAUUUAACGAACAUAGAUAUAAGAUUUUUACAGCAAAACCAAAAAUUGAUUGUAAACCACCGCACAUGCCAAAAGCACGUUUAUUAAGAUUGGAUAAAUUAAAUAAUGAUUAUUAUGCUUUAAAAAAAAUCAGUGAUGAAAAUAAAAAAUUAAUGAUAAAAAUUAAUACAAUCAACAGAUUACAUGGAUUAACCGUUUGCUUUAAUCCGCGUGCAAAUUUACACACAACACGCUGGCCAGCAUAUGAACAAAAACUGAAACAAAUACAAGUGGACAAUCUUAAAGUUUACAAACGAAUAAUGGCAAAGACAAGUAAUUACAAUACAAAACUAUUAAAUAAACAAUGGAAAAAUAAUUAUGAACGUAUGACUAAACAAGCCAGAUUUCCAUUUAGCAUCGAGGUUAACAAAAGUUUAGAUGCAGUGUUAAGUGAAAAGCCCUCGAUUAGUGUCAUACCAAUAAGUUACUCUGUAAGAGAUGCAGCCCUACGCCCAAGAGUAUUUAUGGAGUUCAGUGUUCAAGAUUAUUUACCAUUAGGAAAAAUUGUAUUUGAAUUAUAUCGUGAUGUAGUACCGAAAUCAGUGGACAAAUUUUUACAUAAAAUUGAUAAUAUAGAGAGAAAAACUUUCAUCGAAACGAGUUUUUAUAAGAUUAUACCACAAGAGUAUUGUGAAAUUGGUGAUCAUCCGCGAAAUAUAAAAAAAGUUAACUCAAUAUUUAGGGAUUCUUUUCCACAGGAGAAUUUUGCUUUACAACACUCAAGACCAGGAGUACUUUCGUUGGUACCAACAGAAAGUGGAACGAAUAACAUACAAUUUUCUAUAACAUUCGAAGAAUAUCGUGCUUUUGAUGGCAACCGUGUUGUAAUUGGUAAAAUGAUUCAGGGCUAUAAAAACUUAUUGAAAAUACAAGAUUUUGGUAAAAAGGUUGGCAAACCUAGAUAUAGAGUUUAUAUAAAAAAUUGUGGAAUGGCUAGUGGACAUGCUAUAAAUAUGAGAAAUACUAUUUUUAAUAAUCAAUAA
Messenger RNA from Chrysoperla carnea, 1180 nucleotides. Its product is annotated as peptidyl-prolyl cis-trans isomerase E-like. The record is from RefSeq and is a predicted model, not a curated record. Gene Ontology annotation, biological process: protein peptidyl-prolyl isomerization. Gene Ontology annotation, molecular function: peptidyl-prolyl cis-trans isomerase activity. Bases 11 to 1180 code for a protein of 389 amino acids. The transcript has 6 exons. NCBI's taxonomy places the organism in Eukaryota, Metazoa, Arthropoda, Insecta, Neuroptera, Chrysopidae.